CAGACGCGAUCCGAUGGAUUUGACCAACACCUUGCUCAAAUCCAUUUCCCGUCGUUGCGAUGCUCGUUGAAGGUUCGCACGCCGUCCUGGGUCCCAUCUCACGCUGUCAGAGCCUCAGAGGAUAAAAAUCUACUUUCAAAUCCCUGAUAGCACAACAACGGCGCGCCUGUUGCUGAACAGUUGGACAAGCGCGCCAACCCGCCAAACCCGCCAAUCUGCAGCGAAUUUCCCAAGAUUCGCCCGUCAGCUCUUGCGACUACAAAACCAACCAUCGACACGCUUUGGCUCGCAACUACGUCACGGCUCAACCACAGCAGUCCUUCGCAAUCGUACUUUUCCGAAUCGGCUCUUGGCACACUCCAUAACAGCAUUGCGCCGAAUUUGGUCGCGGGCCGAUCGGUAGUGACGCGCGAUGGACAACAAGCGCAAGGCCAGCUCAUCGGGGGCUGGCAUCGCUGAUGGCGAUGAUCGAGCGUCCAAGAGGCUAAAGACUCCAGGACAACCGUCUGACUAUAACCUGAUGGAGGGCGAAAGCCCCGAGUCCACGACCGCGUACGGUUUACACUUUCUGGAGACAAUCCGACGGACCAAAGAUAAGAGCGGGCGACUUGUUGCAAGCUACUUUGAGGACCUCAUCCCGCGGGAGACGAACAAGGAAUAUUACGAGCGCAUACGCAUGCCAAUCUCGCUGAAGAUCAUUGAGCGGAAACUGCAUAACCAGGACUUUAGGAAUUUGUCAGAACUCGAGAGCUUCUUCAAGCGCAUGGUAACCAACGCGAAAGAAUUCUACCCCAAGAAUUCUGAGACGUUCGAAGACGCGGAACGGGUGCGGAAAGCACUGAGCAACUACAUGACGAAAACCAACCCGGCGUACAAACUCAAUCCCCGCUAUAGCUGUCAAGCAACACCCAUUCCCAAUGACAUGGAGCCCGGGUCGGGGGAACAAGCGGGGUUUGCGGCCACGUCCGGCGGUGCGGUGGGCGAAGGUGAGGACGCCGAAGGGGAGGAGGGUACGGACGGGGAUGAAGAAGACGCCGAGGGCGAAGAUGAUGAAGGCGACGAGGAAGAAGACGGCAAUUCGAGAAAGAUUGUUCUUAAGCGAAAAGGGCCGGGCCGGCCUCCAAGGGCCGGGUCGGAACAAGCCAGAAAGGUGGACAGAACCGGGCGAGUCAAGGCGGAUCACGAGUACGAGGGCGUGCCGUACAAAGGCCUCUCCUUUCAACAAGCACAAGAGAAGAUUGUAGAGGAGCUGAUUCGGAAGCCUGACGGAACGGAUCCGUAUUUCCUGGAUUUUAUCAACUUGCCGCCGCGCAGCUACAAGGAUUACUUCGCCGUGAUCACUUCUCCGCUAUCCCUGAAGGGCUUGCAGAAGCUAGUCAAAGGCAUCCACGGCCGACAGCCUGCAACCGGCGUCAGCGACUUCAAGAGCUGGGCAGCACUUGAGGAGAAGGCGAGUCUUCUCUGGACCAAUGCGCACUUCUACAACGAGGAGGGAAGCGUGAUUCACACUUUGGCAACGGAGCUCAAGGAAUGCUUCGAAAAAGAGCUCAACGAGGCAAAAGCCAUGGUCCCGGAGCCUCCACAGCCGAAAAUCAAACUGAAAAUGACUCCUGGUCAAGAAACACCGGUUCUGGGUCCCAAGAAGAUUACCAUCCACGUCGGUGGAUCAAGGGGCAGCGCGGCAGCCUCACCCGCGACGCAGACCAGCCAAUCGAGCGAUUCGGGUCGUCCUGAUGGAACUGUUGACGGCAAUCGCCCCAUUCCUCCUCCCGCAGUGGCCACCACCGCCGCGAGUUUUCAGCUCGACACCACGAGGAUGCUACCCGGCGCAACAGCUGCUCCCCGCCCUCCUGUUAUGGGUCCCAUGCCUACUGUUGGGGCUCAACAAACCCCGGCAGUCUUCCAGCGGCCAAAUGGCAAUGUCGCAGGGACUAUGAAUGGUCCGAACGGAAUGUUGACUCCCGCCCCGAACCAGCAACAGCCUCUCCCCGCCCAUCAGUCGCAGAACGGCCACCCACAACCCACUCCCGCACCGGCACCCGUGUCAGCAAUCUACGAUUACAAGUACCGUGCUCCUGGUAGAGGCUAUGCGGAUUCUCUUUUGCCGAGUGUUCUGAUCAGGACCCAUCCUAGUGUGGCUAUGGACCAGCGAUUCAGACUCGAAAUCCCGGCACAUCCGAAAGAAGCGCACCAGAACCUCACCCUGCAUGUUCCGGGCCACCAUCACCGACUGCAGCUCAUUCCUCGCCUGCCGCCGUUUGAGAGCGAGGGGCGGCAAUACCGAUUAUUCGUGACCGUCAACGGCCAAACCGUGGGACGAGCGGCGCCGCUACCCGUUCCUGACGAUCCACUACCGCCGAGCGCAAUCGUCUUUGAGUUCAACUUGCAGCAUAUGACGAAUAUCGUCGCGGUCACGGUGAUUGCUGCUCUUCCGAAAGGGCAGAAACUCCCAAAUGGCGCAGAUGUCGAGGUGGAAAAGCUUGUUCUUAAUUUUCAACUGCUUCGGGCUUUCUAGGGCUGGCGAGUCAGUUCUUGUCAUUUACCGGUGUACUGCUGAAGUGUUGGAAUAUCCUGGUGCCUGGACGGGUUAAGAAUGUGGCAUCUGUGGGAUAAUCUGUAUGGCUGGGUUGUAUGAAGACAAGGCAGUCUACUCUACGUGGCACGAUCGAUGCUUGGUGUUUUGGACUCACUGGAGGCUCUGUUUUCCGCCUUGUAACAACCACUUUAGUGGAGUCGCGUGGUUUCCGGUCUUGUUGGGAUCGUUACGCUUUAGGCCAUCAUCGUGGAAUGGGUUUAUUUUAGGUGCUGCUUAGCCACGUGGAAUAGAUGGAUUUUCGCCAGCG
Molecule: messenger RNA, 2843 nt
Organism: Parathielavia appendiculata
Lineage: Eukaryota; Fungi; Ascomycota; Sordariomycetes; Sordariales; Chaetomiaceae
Exons: 6
Coding region: 413-2515 (700 amino acids)
Biological process (GO): chromatin remodeling; transcription elongation by RNA polymerase II
Cellular component (GO): RSC-type complex
Molecular function (GO): protein binding; chromatin binding
Source: RefSeq, a predicted model, not a curated record